This is a messenger RNA of Phytophthora nicotianae INRA-310, 2118 nucleotides long. RefSeq lists its product as hypothetical. Lineage: Eukaryota; Oomycota; Peronosporomycetes; Peronosporales; Peronosporaceae. The record is from RefSeq and is a predicted model, not a curated record. Gene Ontology annotation, cellular component: lysosomal membrane; late endosome membrane; Mon1-Ccz1 complex. The transcript is spliced from 6 exons. The coding region runs from base 1 to 2118 and encodes 705 amino acids. Gene Ontology annotation, biological process: regulation of autophagy.
AUGCAUCUGUUCUUGAACGCACGCGGUGGUGUUGCCUACGAGGGCGACAAUCGCCACGCCUGGUACGACGCAACACACCAGAGUGUAUUGGUUCUGUCCCCACUGUCGCUAAAGCUACAGCAGCUUCCUCUGGAUGCAUCGCUGGAUCCCAUGACUGCUGCAACAGCUACAUUUUCCCCUCCUUCAGACCUGAAGACGCUCUACGACUUCAACGAGCCGGAAGCCAGCGGCGACCACCGAGAUGCUGUCCAACAGCGCAACCAGACUCCAAUAAUACUGCUGCAGCUGUCGGUUGAUAGCCAAUUUCUUGCCAUCCAGCGCAGCGACAUCGAGGUGCAGGUUUUGGAUCGCGGCACUCGGGCGUCCUACUGGGUUUUGUGUAAGUCUAAAGCCGGCAACAGGAUCCUGCACGGGGGCAUCAUCUGGAACACGCAUUCGCUCAAGGCCACGAGCUCUCAGGACCUGUUCCUAGUCACAAAACUAGGGCUGGAACACCACCGCGUCAGUUCCAAGAGGCGUAGCUGUGCCCUGCACAGGACGGUGGGGCUAUACGUCCAUGAAUUCUGGUAUGCAGCCUCGCAUGGAGUGUUGCUGGUCAGCUCUGGGUCGAGAGCCAAUGAGGUCGUGUCAUUCUUACUGCAUGGAACAAACGCGGAGAAGUUACCCGAGCUCGUGUUCUCGACGUCGGUGAGCAAGCAAGAUCUUCAUCUCGUCACCUUGUAUGGAGAUCUAUACGUGGUGUACAGUGAUACACGAUCGACAAAGUUGUUGUUGUAUUUGGUGGGACGCGCAAAGGUGACGUGUGUGCGCUCGUUGAACGUCAUGUUGCCGCCGGGGACAGCGCUGGAGUAUUCGGUCGUGGACAAUUUACUCGUGUGUCACAGUAUGGAAUUUAACGUCAGCAUGUUCUUUGAUAUCAAGUGUGACAGGAGUAUCAGCGAUCCGUUCUCAGCCCCACUGCCGAUCUCGUCGCGGCCACCAGGUCAAAAGCACGACGGUGCUGUGCCAAGCUUUACCCGUUGGCGCUUUCACGCCCCAAAUCUCGUACAACGUUCGUAUUCAGCAAAGGGAAGCGAACAAGUAGAAAUUCGUAAGCUGCAGCUGAACCUAAAGGAGAUCUGCAAGACUUGCGAGCACCAUCGCGAGAUCUUGCCAUUUCUGUUGCGUCGAGGGGAUCAUGAAGCAGCGAAGCUGUUGAUAUUGAUGCUAGUGCGUGGCUAUAUUGUGGAGCACCAAGCGUCUAUUUCUUCAAUCGUGCAACUGCUGAAUACUGUUCAAACGGUGUGCGGCAGCGAGCAACGUAACAAUCAUAUUGAGAAAAGCAAAACUGCGGGGUCUGUGCUGGAUAAAGAUACUAGUUCAGGGAAAGAAACUGCUGGAUAUUCAGCAGAAACAGUGAAAUUGCAUGCUCGCAACGCUAGGGGUUUCCUCGUUAUUCAACAGACAGAGUUUUAUCGCCACGUAUGGAGUGAUAUACUUCAAGACGCAAAGGUUGUUCACCGGUGUGAUUUGAGCGUUUAUAUAGUCGAAUAUAUCAAGAAUCUGCGCGAGAACAAGGUACCAGUGGAGAACAUUACAAAUGUUGCGCUUGCGGAGUGUUUUAUAGCAGCAGGAGAACCAAACAAGCUCUACCAGUUUUUGCAUUACCAUGUGCUAGCUGAUUCUGUAGAGCUUGCCGAGUUGAUGAUCCGAAAUGGAGAGACCUAUCCAGCUUUGAUGCAAGUGGGCCUGGACAUGUACUUCCGCCUGAGGGAGAUUUGCUCUCUAGUCCGCACUCUUUUGGAUAUCGGACAGACAGAGCGAGCAAUCGAGAUUGCUUGGAGAAAUAUGGGAUUAACCUCGUGUGAUGCAUCGGUUCUUCCAGGUGUUGCAUUUUUUGACUCGCUGGUUCGAUCAGUCACCUCACCUGGACAGACCCGUUCACCCCUACAGGUGACACAAAUGCUGGGGAAUUUGUUACUGUUCUUGAAAGUAUGGGACCCUGCUGCGCUACAGCGAUCAAUCACAACAUCCCCCUCAACUCUCGCUAUCUGCGCUACCGCUCCAUUUCCAGACAACCUGAUUUCGCCGAGUUCCCGCAUAAAGCUGAGAGCUGCAUUUGGAUUUACUGCAGAAUGA